Teleopsis dalmanni is the source of this 1914-nucleotide messenger RNA. Its product is annotated as flocculation protein FLO11. The transcript has 4 exons. The record is from RefSeq and is a predicted model, not a curated record. Lineage: Eukaryota; Metazoa; Arthropoda; Insecta; Diptera; Diopsidae. The coding region runs from base 1 to 1914 and encodes 637 amino acids.
AUGGGUUGCGCUAGUAGUACUCCAAUGAUAGCAACAGCCGGAAGUGAAAUGUUAAAGGCAGCGUCCAAUGUCGCUGCGGAUGCUACAAAAAGUGCUGAAGACGCCGUACAAGAUGUAACACAUACAGUUGGAAAAACACUUGACACAGCCAAGGAAACCGUUGGAACAGCAGUAACUGGCAUUGCCAACGAUUUUGGAAAUGCCAUUAAGCACCAAACCGAAGCUUUAGAUGAUGCGAAAAACCAUUUAUUGGAAAAACUACACUUAGGAAAUGGUGAGCACAAGAAACCGGAAGCUAUCGAAGGUGCUGUUGAAGUAAACAAUAUGACAACAACUGCAUCUAUGACAGCGGCUGAACACGAAGAAUUGGAUGAUAUAGAUAUCGAUGAGCGCUUAUCAAGAGGACCAACACCGGCACCUGAUGCUGACAGCUUGAAAACAUCAACACCGGAACCAGAAAUUGAGCAAGCGCUGGCAAACUUCAAGGAGGAAAGUCCACCUACACCGAAACCCACAUUGUCUGAACUCGAACAAUUGAAGGCGGAAGCUAAAGAGACAGUCGCAAAUAAAACAGCAGCUGCAGUAGCGGUAGCGGCAACAACAACAACAGCGGUAGCAGCAGUCGUCACCAAAGACAGUACUGAAAAAAUUAUUACACACAACGAUAAGGAUAUGACAGCAGAGACAACUAAUGAACCACCUGUGGAGAAGGCAACAGAUGGGGUGGAGGCACGUCCCGGUACGACCGAGUGGGAGAAAUAUGCAGACUUAUUGGCACACAGUCAUAAAUAUAACCCGCAUGAUUUAUACAAACGUGGUGGUACACUUCAUAGAUUUGGUGCACCCUUGAACGGUCAUGGCAUGUAUUCAGCUUUCACAAGACCCACAGCAGUAGUGCAUCGAAUGCGUGAUGAUGAUAACGUUGUUGGUAUAGGUGAACACAAUUACAGUGGCUACAACAGUCCAAUGCAAUCGAAUCAUUCAAGUACUGACUUUGGACAAAUAAACAAAGUUAGAGGACGUUUACCGCGCAAGGUCAAUAACAACAAAAAUAAUCAUAAUCAUAAUGAAUUCGCUCCCUUAGUUGCACAUGAACAUAACGGAACAGUGCGAUCGAGAACAAAAUCUCCAACCGUUGGUAGAAAAUUCGACUUUAAUCCGAAUCGUGAAAGGUUAGGUUCACCUGUUAAACUCAAUGGAGUGCAUCGUUCUGCUGCCCCUUCACCGAUAAAAUCAAUAGCAUAUACACCAUCGAGAAGGAAUUCUGCUGACAAGUCGAAUAAAGUGUUACGUUCAAGUGCCAGUUCGCCUAUUAGAACGAAAUCGCUUAUACAGAAUCGUGUACGUUCAUCAAGCACAAAUAAUAAAGUUCACAAUUCCAAAUCGAACUCACCUGUAAAAGCAGACACACUUUCGAAAUCAUCACGUUCUUCCACGAGUAAUAGCAUUGUUAUAGGUUCAAAUCAUACUACGCCUAUAUCUUUUAAGAAUUUAAACACUAUAAACUCAAUAUGCGACGACAAUCAAAAUAUUAUUUCACGUUCAACUUCCAGAUCUACUUCACGUUUAGAAUUACGUUCGCGUUCACCGCGUUCUGAGUAUCUAGAAACACAUAAAUAUUACAAAUCGCCCAUGAGAGUGAGAAAUACUUCCUCAUUUUUAAGUUCCCCACGCACUUCGCCGUUCAGUAUUAGAAGGAGCUAUGCAGAAUAUAGUGAUAAGGAAAACAAAACAGUAUUUAUAGCAGAUUUAAGCUCAAUAUCACCAAGUCGAAAUCAUUUAUCACCGAGUCCAUACAAAAUGCGUGCCCGCUGCACUGUUUGUAAUAAUAAAUAUUAUAAACUAUCUGAGGAUAAUGUGAAAGAAGUGAUAAUUAAAGUUGUUGUGGGUAAUGUGAAGUUUGAGUUGGUAUAA